AUGGGAGGUCUGGGAACCGGAGGAACGGAGGGGGAGAAUGGGAGGUCUGGGAACCGGAGGAGCGGAGGGGGAGAAUGGGAGGUCUGGGAACCGGAGGAGCGGAGGGGGAGAAUGGGAGGUCUGGGAACCGGAGGAGCGGAGGGGAGAAUGGGAGGUCUGGGAACCGGAGGAGCGGAGGGGAGAAUGGGAGGUCUGGGAACCGGAGGAGCGGAGGGGGAGAAUGGGAGGUCUGGGAACCGGAGGAGCGGAGGGGGAGAAUGGGAGGUCUGGGAACCGGAGGAGCAGAGGGGGAGAAUGGGAGGUCUGGGAACCGGAGGAGCGGAGGGGAGAAUGGGAGGUCUGGGAACCGGAGGAGCGGAGGGGGAGAAUGGGAGGUCUGAGAACCGGAGGAGCGGAGGGGGAGAAUGGGAGGUCUGGGAACCGGAGGAGCGGAGGGCAGAGGGGAGAAUGGGAGGUCUGGGAACCGGAGGAGCAGAGGGGAAGGGGAGAAUGGGAGGUCUGGGAACCGGAGGAGCGGAGGGGGAGAAUGGGAGGUCUGGGAACCGGAGGAGCGGAGGGGGAGAAUGGGAGGUCUGGGAACCGGAGGAGCGGAGGGGGAGAAUGGGAGGUCUGGGAACCGGAGGAGCGGAGGGGGAGAAUGGGAGGUCUGGGAACCGGAGGAGCGGAGGGGGAGAAUAG
Messenger RNA from Oncorhynchus nerka (sockeye salmon), 678 nucleotides. RefSeq lists its product as uncharacterized. The coding region runs from base 1 to 678 and encodes 225 amino acids. The record is from RefSeq and is a predicted model, not a curated record. Lineage: Eukaryota; Metazoa; Chordata; Actinopteri; Salmoniformes; Salmonidae. The transcript has a single exon.